Mauremys reevesii (Reeves's turtle) is the source of this 1857-nucleotide messenger RNA. RefSeq names its product neurotensin receptor 1 (gene NTSR1). NCBI's taxonomy places the organism in Eukaryota, Metazoa, Chordata, Testudines, Geoemydidae. Gene Ontology annotation, cellular component: plasma membrane. The record is from RefSeq and is a predicted model, not a curated record. Gene Ontology annotation, molecular function: G protein-coupled neurotensin receptor activity. The transcript is spliced from 4 exons. Gene Ontology annotation, biological process: neuropeptide signaling pathway. Bases 40 to 1257 code for a protein of 405 amino acids.
ACCACGCGGGGCCGCCUCCUUCGCCGAGCAUCCCUGGCCAUGCACCUGAACGCAACUUCUCCGUGGCAGCACCCGGGCCCGUUUCACCUGCAGCCCGCGGGCGAGGCGGCUGGGAACGUCUCCAACAGCUCGGACCCGUACUCCGAAGGGCCGGACGAGGAAGACCUGGAUGUGAACACCGACAUCUACUCCAAAGUCAUGGUCACGGUCAUCUACCUGGCGCUCUUCCUGGUGGGCACCAUCGGGAACUCCAUCACCGCCUACACCCUGGUGCGCAAGAAGUCCCUGCAGAAUCUGCAGAGCACCGUGCACUACCACCUGGCCAGCCUGGCUUUCUCUGACCUGCUCAUCUUCCUCCUGUGCAUGCCCAUCGAGCUGUACAACUUCAUCUGGGUGCACCACCCCUGGGCCUUCGGGGAUGCCGUCUGCAAAGGCUACUACUUCCUGAGGGACGCCUGCACCUACGCCACGGCCCUCAACAUCGCCAGCCUCAGCGUGGAGAGGUACAUGGCCAUCUGCCACCCCUUCAAAGCCAAGAGCAUCAUGUCCAGGAGCAGGACCAAGAAGUUCAUCAGCUGCAUCUGGGUGGCCUCCUUCCUGCUGGCCAUCCCCAUGAUCUUCACCAUGGGCGAGAUCUAUGGCAGGGACCAGCAGCCGGACUCUCUGAUCUGUACCACCAUUGUGGAAGCCUCUACGGUUAAGACUGUCAUUCAGGUCAACACGUUCAUCUCCUUUGUGUUUCCAAUGGUCGUCAUUUCUGUCCUGAAUAGUAUCAUCGCCAACCAGCUCAUCAUCAUGUUCAAGCAAGCGGCACAAGAAAACCAGGUCUGCAUUAUUGGAGGACAGCAGACGAUGCUCAGCAUGUCCAUGGAGCCCAGCCGUGUGCAAGCUCUGAAGCACGGAGUGAGAGUCCUGCGUGCUGUUGUGAUUGCCUUUGUGGUCUGCUGGCUUCCUUAUCAUGUACGGCGUCUCAUGUUUUGCUAUGUUCCAGCAGAUCACUGGACAGAAUUCCUUUAUAAUUUCUACCACUACUUCUACAUGUUGACAAAUGUCCUCUUCUACGUCAGUUCUGCCAUCAACCCCAUCCUCUACAACCUGGUGUCUGCAAACUUCCGCCAGAUAUUCCUCUCCACGCUCAUGUUCCUGUGCCUGCCAUGGAGGAAGAAGAAAAAGAGACCCAGCUUCACCAGGAAGUCCAACAGCAUCUCUAGCAACCAUACGUUUUCCAGCCAAGUCACUAGGGAAACGACAUACUGAGCCCCGAGUGAAGCCAAAGGAAGGGAGAAUGUGUUUCAACGUGGAUUUAGGAUGUGAGAGAGACCUCUGGGACCUUAGUGCAUGGUCUCUAAAUUCUCCAUAACACGAAUGUGUUUAGCAGUCUCAUUUUUGUUGGAACAAAUAGGCUUCGUUCUGCCAGUAACUUUGGGGUUAUUUUAAAGCAUCAGCCUUGCCUCUUGUGAAUAAUGGCUACGCAUUUUGUAACUUCGGUAUGGCAUAGAUUCCGACGCAGUGUUAUCUGGGAAGCCACAGCACUUCUUCAGCCUAUAAAUGUCAAGCUUAGGCAACUCAUAUCGUGCUUCAUCCUUUUCUCCGUGCAGAAAUGCUGUGCUAAAGUCGAAGAGCUCAACAUCGUUUCUCUUGGUGGCACUGAGCUGAGACUUUAAUGAGGAGCAAGGCAGUUUUGAGUAAACAGGGAUAUUUUUUGAGGGGGGGAGUAGUAAUCUGAGAGGUGAUAAAAGAAAGAGAAAUGGAAAUAAUGGAAUCAGUAGGGAAUAUAGCACUCAGGGAGCAAGGUGGUUAUUUAUAGAACUCAUUCUUAAUUCUGAUUAAUUAGACCGGAAUGUCCAGGCAAGUCAA